UCGUGUUUUUUGUCGUAUUUUUCGAAUAUUUUUGAAACUAGUAAAUUGAUCUAUUUCAAAAUCUAAUCAGCUCUUAAGCUCUAUAAGCUGCAUCAAAUGCUACCUCAACUAUCGAACCCGAAUUAAUCGUUCAAGAGAUAAUUUCAAAAAAGUUUUUUUUUUCCUAAUAGCUCGAAAAUUGACAACUGAUUCGAAAUAGUUUACAGCGUUAGAGGGUAAAAACCCGAUUCUAAUGCCGCCCAAACCUCAAAAACCGUUGAUUAGUUCAAAAAAAAAAAUCGGAGAUAAAAAAUCUAAACAGUAACAAGUUACUUUAUUUUUUCCGGAUAACGCAUUACGUAAUUUAUCAUAUGUUCCGAAACCUAUACCGUCCCUGCGUUUUUAUAGUCUUUGAUGAUCGCUACAUAAUUCAUUGCAAUCGGUUCGUUGGCUUAAAUAAUAUGAUUGACAAAAUUUUUGAAAAAUUGCUGCUUUCAACUAUACUCAUGCCUUUAUAAAGGAACAAAGAAAUUUUAGAAGUUUUUUAGUGAUUUCUGCAACGCUGUAACUUCGUGAAAAAUAAUCGUAUCGAAAAAAAAAGGAUUUUGUAGCUUGAAAUCUUUAGUUUCGACGCAUUUUAAUCAAUUUUUUUUUAGACCUUCAGCCAUUGUGCAAACAUGAAAAAUACCGCGAGACAAAAAUUUCCUAAAUUUAUUUUUUUUCUUGAGAGAGUCCACGGGCUGCGAAAAAAUUGUUUCAGCUAAGCCAAUGCAUGUCGGUUAGAAAAUUCAAUCAGCUUUAAUUUGCAUUUUUUUUUUUUUACAUUCGUACGACAUCUUGUCGCAGAGAUAUCAGCCUUCAAACUAAAAAUGACCUCUUGGGUUUGAUCAUCGUGUAACCGUGUAGCAGCGAUUUUCAGACGUGAGAGUGAGGCUCUCUCGCUUCCUUUGUUCUCUCUCUCUCGCUCUCAUUUGGUUUUCUCGUUUGCGAGCUUGGCUGAGUCUUGGCGGAAGUCUUAGCGCAGCGGAGAUGCGGAAAUUGGUCACUGCGCAUAAUUGGAAGGGGGUCAACACGAGGUGCUGACCCGAGACAGUUGAUUUGGAGACGACACUUGUGCUCCAGUGCUACUACUGUUAAGUCGCUUUUCUUUUCUCUCACCGUGUGCCUUAAUUAUUUCUUUGAAUAGAUUUUGUCCAGUGAGUUAAGUAUUGUGUUCGCGUGGUUAAUUAAACCAAGUGUCGCUGUGCCAGAUAUCCAUAAUUCCAAGGAGGAAAUUUGCUGCGUGGACCGAUCCCUCAUCAACCAAGUAGACCACCCAGGGACUAGAAGGAUGGAGCGUAGGCCGAUUCCUACAAGGUGAUUAUUGAAAUUAUGGAAACAUCGGUUAGGCAUUUACAGUCGAUUGCCGCAGGAGUAGAUCCUAGUAGAAGGAAUGCCAAGACCCUAAUGUCGAAAGAUUUCAUCGAAAAAAAAACGCUUCAACUCGAAAACUCUGAUAUAAGUUUAAGCUUUUAUUUAAAACAAAUGAGCACAGAACUUCAGAAGAGAAAACCUAAAUUUGAAGAGCCUAGUGAUACGUCUGAUGAUGACAGUGAAAAUAGGAAAGUUGAUAGUAAUGGUCAGAAAUCAACCGAGAUACCUAUGCCAGCAGUUAUUCCACCACACAGUAAUGCCGGAAAAACCUCAUCAACUAUUACGAGCACUGACGCAACUGAAGUUAUUGAGAAGCCGAAGCCCAAGGAGGUCUUGAAAAUUAUUUCAAACGAAAUAAUUAAACCUGGUAAACGAUCUAACUACGUUCCAAUCCCACUGAUUCCUUCAGCACGCACUGCCGUCCGUGACAGUCCACCAAUUGUGUCAAGCACUGGAUCAAAAACAAGCGACAAGGAGUCAGAGAAAUUUCUGAAACGGAACUACGACAGUGGAAAAAAGGAAUUUGAAAAAAUUAGCAUACCGAGAAAUAAAUUAUUCAUUGUAGAAGAAAAUGUUAUUGAAAAGCUGAAAAAAAAAUAUAAACAAUUGAUCAAAAUAAAAUAAAAUAAUCAGUUUUCGAAAUAAAAUAUAUUGCUUUAAUAAUUGAAACGGUGGGUUGCCGUUCAAAACUGUACGAGAUGUUUUAACAGCCUGUUCGUGGGUUACCCUAGCUACUCAGACCAAGUGAGACUCUUAUUUUAUAUUAUUUUAUAAUAAAUACCCGAACUGGCCUUACAAAUCCAAACUAACACUAGUACUUAGCCUAGAUUGUAGUUCGGAGCGAUGGUAAUGUCCCUGAUGACCUUGGACUGGCUUGACCCUUCUGGAUACCCCUUCUGGAUCGUAAACUGGAUGAGUGUGCGCUUAUUUUGCCUUAACGAUAAAGGUGGGCUGGAUAACAGAAUGAAUUCACUCAACACUGGUAUAUAUAUUAUUAAUUGAGACUUUAUUAAAGAAAAGGCUUAAUUAAUGCCACUUCACACACACAAACCGGUUAAAUUAAUUAAUAACCGUAAUUAAUAACGGGAGCCUUCUCAAUUUAACUAAGUGUAAAUUGGAUCAAUCUGAGAUAAAGUUAAACUAAGUGUUAACUUUAUUGCUGAUUAACUAAGUGUAAUACAGCACUGCUGGAUUGACUGGUAUAAACUUAAUAGAAUAUUACAGUGAUUCUAAAACGUCUAAACCGUAAAAGCCUGAUUCAAUUGAUCGCGCUCCGUUUAUAUAGACGUGCCGACGCACCGUCCCACGUGAUAUUACCUGGGAUCACAUGAUAGCGGAGGCGCACGAAGCAACUUCGUAACAUAAUAAAUAAUGAAUUUGUUAUUAUUUCCCGCACGAAAUUUCCAUAACAUUAUUUCAAAUGAGAUCGAAAAGCCUAAGAAAAUUUACACAGGACUCGAUUCUGAACACAAAAAAAAGUGAUGCCCACGCUGUCAUGAUAAAAUUUCUAUGAAAAUUAACGUCAGUCGCACCUACCGAUGGAUAUGACGAAUUUUAAUAUCAUGACCUUCAAGUUAAAAAAUUCGAGUAAAUUAACUCGGGUCUUGAUUCUGUACACAAACAAGCCGGAGCUCACGCCGUCAUAAUAAAAUUUUCAUAAAAAUUAACGUCCCUCGCACCUACCGAUGGAUUUGACGAAUUUUGAUAUCGUGACCUUGAGAUGAUAAAACUCGAGUAAAUUAACUCGGGUCUUGAUUCUGUACAUAAACAAGCCGGAGCUCACGCGGUCAUGAUGAAAUUGUCAUAAAAUAUAACGUCCGUCGCACCUACCGAUGGAUUUGACGAAUUUUGAUAUCAUGACCUUAAGAUAAUAAAACUCGAGUAAAUUAUUUCGGGUCUUAAUUCUGUACUUAGACAAGCCGGACCUCACGUGGCCAUGAUAAAAUUUCUGUUAAAAUUAACGACCGACGCACCUACCGAUGCAAUUGACGAAUUUUGAUAUCAUGACCUUGAGAUUAAGAAACUCGAGUGAGUUAACUCGGGUCUUGAUUCUGAACAUGAACAAGCCGGAGCUCACGCGGUCAUGAUAAAAUUUUCAUAAAAAUUAACGUCCCUCGCACCUACCAAUGAAUUUGACGAACUUUGAUAUCAUGACCUUGAGAUGAUAAAACUCGAGUAAAUUAACUCGGGUUAUAAUUCUGUACUUAGACAAGCCGGAGCUCACGCGGUCAUGAUAAAAUUUCUUUUAAAAUAAACGACUGUCGCACCUACCGAUGGAUUCGACGAAUUUUGAUAUCAUGACCUUGAGGGAAAAAAACCCGUGUAAAUGCUCUCGGGCCUUGAUUCUGUACUUAAACAAGCCAGAGCUCACGCGGUCAUGAUAAAAUUGUCAUAAAAUUUAACGUCGGUCGCACCUACCGAUGAAUUUGACGAAUUUUGAUAUCAUGACCUUGAAACGAUAAAACUCGAGUAAAUUAACCCGGGUCUUGAUUCUGUACAUAAACAAGCCGGAGCUCACGCGGUCAUGAUAAAAUUGUCAUAAAAAUUAACGUCCGUUGCACCUACCGAUGAAUUUGACGAAUUUUGAUAUCAUGACCUUGAGAUUAAGAAACUCGAGUGAAUUAACUCGGGUCUUGAUUCUGAAAAAUAAUAAAAACAAUAAAUAAAUUUAUUUUAUUUCGACAACCGAACUGACAUCGUGUUUUGAUCACAUAUUAUUCUACGAGCAAUUUUAAUUUCGUUUAUAUCGAGUCAAGCCGACAACGGCAUUUAUAUUUUGUUGUAACUGAUUAUUUUUGUAAUACCGAUCAAUUACUUGUGUUUAAUAUACGACUAAUUAUUUUGUGUUGAUUCUGAUUAAUUAUUUAUUGUAAUCUUAAGUACCUGACCUUUCCCCGAUCCGCCACCCUGAGCCGACAUUUCGAUAAUCGUUUAUUUGGUGAUUAUAAACUCACCUGGCGCCCAACUUGAUAAUAAUUGAACAAGUUUGCCAAAAACCGUAAGUGUAU
This is a messenger RNA of Microplitis mediator, 4400 nucleotides long. RefSeq lists its product as uncharacterized. Bases 1351 to 2016 code for a protein of 221 amino acids. The record is from RefSeq and is a predicted model, not a curated record. NCBI's taxonomy places the organism in Eukaryota, Metazoa, Arthropoda, Insecta, Hymenoptera, Braconidae. The transcript is spliced from 5 exons.